UUUACUUCAGUGAUUUUGUCAUUUUUAAGCUUGUGAUUUCGUAAAAAAAAAAACGCUUAACUACCUGUUUGUAUUAAAAUCAUAAUAGUUAAUACUUAUGGGUAAGUUGCACGAGUUGAUCAAAAAACAAAUCGCUUUCUUAGUUUUAUCUUUUGAAGCAACUGAUUAAUUAGCCGAAAUGGCGGAAGUCGAGAUUCAGACGCCCGAUUAUAUGCAAAGGCGAUGGCAUAAUAUAAGGAAACUCUUGGAAAGGUCUGGUCCCUUUUGUCACCCAGAUUUCGAACCUUCAUCAGAGAUAUUGGACUUUAUAAUGAAUAAUUGCAAAGUACUUAUUGUUGGCGCCGGCGGCCUUGGAUGUGAGCUGCUCAAAGACUUAGCUCUUAUGGGUUUUAAGAAAUUACAUGUGGUAGACAUGGAUACCAUAGAGUUGUCUAACCUUAACAGGCAGUUUCUGUUUCGGAAGAACGACAUUGGAUUGUCUAAAGCAAAAUGUGCUGUGGAGUUUGUAAAUAAAAGGAUCCCUGGCUGUGAGGCAGUAGCUCACCAUUGUCCAAUUCAAGACCUUGACGAAGGCUUCUAUCGUCAGUUCCACGUUGUUGUCUGUGGACUAGACUCAAUUGUUGCAAGACGUUGGUUGAAUGGCAUGCUGGUUUCGCUUUUGCAGUAUAAUGACGAUAGAAGUUUGGAUCAAAGCAGUGUAAUCCCUCUAGUGGAUGGUGGUACAGAGGGAUUCAAAGGAAAUGCUAGAGUCAUCCUACCAGGAAUGAGUGCUUGUAUUGAGUGUACACUUGAUUUGUACCCUCCUCAGAAAACCUUCCCUCUAUGCACUAUUGCAAAUACACCAAGAUUGCCAGAACAUUGCAUAGAAUAUGUCAAGGUACUACAAUGGGAGAAGGAGAAUCCAUGGGGAAAUACAACUCUUUUAGACGGCGAUGAUCCACAGCAUGUGGCUUGGGUAUAUGAAAAGGCUCAGGAAAGAGCAACAAAGUAUGGCAUCACAUCUGUGACAUAUAGAUUGACACAGGGUGUUUUGAAGAAUAUUAUACCAGCUGUUUCUAGCACAAAUGCAGCUAUAGCAGCUACAUGUGCUACUGAGGUGUUUAAGUUAGCUUCAUCGUGCUGUGUUAACAUGAACAACUACAUGGUCCUUAACAUGGCUGACGGCGUGUACACUUACACAUUCAAUGCAGAGAAACGUCCCAACUGUGUCACAUGCAGUAACACCACAAAAGUUAUGGAGAUUGAACAUGAUGCCACAUUACAAGCAAUAUACGAUAAGUUGUGUGAAGACAAUGCCUUUUUGAUGAAAAGUCCAGGUAUCACUACAGUUGUGAAUGGUCGCAAUAAAACACUCUACAUGGCAUCUAUAAAGAGUAUUGAAGAAAAAACCAGGGAUAAUUUGAAGAAAAAAAUAACUGAAUUAGGUUUAUAUAAUGGAGCAGAAAUCUUGGUUGCUGAUGUCACAACGCCUAAUACUGUAACAAUCAAAUUAAAACUUUCUGAAAAGAUUGAUGUGGACAUGUUGUAUUAAUAAAAUAAAUAAAUCAAGUCCAAUGAAAAUAAAAUAAAAACUCGAGCGAGAAUGGGCAACGUAAUAUUGUUCCUUUAUUCUGUUGUGUCUGACAUUAAAGGUUUAUUGUUUGAAUAAAACUGAACAGACAUUUUUUUCAGUGUUCAACAAUGUCCUUAAAUUAAUAUGGUGAUUUAUGUCUAAGCGUAAUAAAAUAAAUUAUGAAAGUUUACUGUAAAAUUU
Molecule: messenger RNA, 1753 nt
Organism: Pararge aegeria (speckled wood butterfly)
Lineage: Eukaryota; Metazoa; Arthropoda; Insecta; Lepidoptera; Nymphalidae
Gene: Uba3
Product: NEDD8-activating enzyme E1 catalytic subunit
Exons: 7
Coding region: 179-1531 (450 amino acids)
Biological process (GO): protein neddylation
Cellular component (GO): cytoplasm; nucleus
Molecular function (GO): NEDD8 activating enzyme activity
Source: RefSeq, a predicted model, not a curated record